UCGCCGGCGGCGCGGAGCUGACGGGCAGGGGCUGCCCGCCCGUCGGACCCCGCCCCUUCCCCGCUCAGCGCGGCUGCAGCGGCCCCUCCGCGGCCGCGGCCGCCCAGAAGAUGGCGGCGGUGUCCGAGUGAGGAUGGAGCUGCCUGUCAGCGCCUCUUCGCCCUAGGGCGGGCAGUGCCGCCCCGCCGGGGCGUGAGGGGCGGCGGUGGUGCCGCCCGGCAGCGGGCAGCCCCCGCUGUAGCCCGCGCCGGGGGGCGAGGCUUGGCCUGACGGCCCCGACUUGGCUCCGUCGCGCCUCCGCUCUCCGCCCGGCCCCGGCCCCGGCCCCGGCCCGCCGCCCGGCCUCGCGGCCCCCGGCGUGCAGCAGCCAUGCCGUGGCCUUUCUCGGAGUCCAUCAAGAAGAGAGCCUGCAGGUACCUGCUGCAGAGGUACCUGGGCCACUUCUUGCAGGAGAAGCUCAGCCUGGAACAGCUCAGCCUGGAUCUCUACCAGGGCACCGGCUCCUUGACGCAGGUCCCUCUGGAUAAGUGGUGUCUUAAUGAGAUCCUGGAGUCUGCUGAUGCACCUCUGGAAGUCACAGAUGGAUUUAUCCAAUCAAUUUCUUUAUCUGUCCCGUGGGGGUCGUUGCUGCAGGAUAACUGUGCAUUAGAAGUAAAAGGAUUAGAGAUGGUCUUCAGGCCAAGACCAAGGCUUGCAUCUGGUUCUGAGCCUAUGUAUUGGUCAAGUUUUAUGACCAGUAGUAUGCAGCUUGCAAAAGAGUGUCUUAGCCAAAAAUUGACAGAUGAACAAGGGGAAGGGUCCCAGCCCUUUGAAGGACUUGAGAAGUUUGCAGAAACUAUUGAAACAGUUCUGAGAAGAGUGAAAGUUACCUUUUUAGAUACUGUAUUACGAAUAGAACAUGUGCCGGAAAACUCUAAAAGUGGAACUGCACUUGAAAUCAGAGUUGAAAGAACUAUGUACUGUGAUGAAACUGCAGAUGAGUGCUCUGGAAUUAAUGUACAUCAGCCCACAGCUUUUGCUCACAAAUUACUGCAGCUCUCAGGUGUCUCUUUCUUCUGGGAUGAGUUUCCUGCAUCGGCAAAGUCCUCCCCAGCGUGUUCAACUACACAGCUGGCAACUGAACCAAAGCUUUCGCCUAGCUGGAAUCCAAAAAUCAUUUACGAGCCACAUCCACAAUUAACAAGAAACUUGCCAGAGAUUACUCCUUCUGACCCUGUACAGAUCUGUAAGCUGAUUGGUAGAAUGGAGUUAAGCCUAACAUUAAAGCAAAAUGAAGUACUUCCUGGAGCUAAGUUGGAUAUAGAUGGACAAAUAGAUUCUGUACAUCUGUUUCUGUCACCAAGGCAGGUUCAUCUUCUAUUGGACAUGGUAGCAGCUAUUGCUGGACCAGAAAGUCUAAGCAGGAUAGAACUGUCAAAUAAAGAUAGGAAGAAUCGGCCCAUGCAACAGGAGGAUGAGUAUCGGAUUCAGAUGGAGUUGAAACGUUAUUUGAGGAAAGAGUCUUUAUCUGCAGGAGCAUCAUCUGAACAAAGCUUCUAUGAGACAGAGAGUGCCAGAACACCUUCUAGUCGUGAGGAAGAAGUUUUCUUCUCAAUGGCUGAAAUGGACAUGUCCCACAGCCUUUCCUCCCUUCCACCUCUUGGAGAUCCUCCAACCAUGGAUCUGGACUUGUCUUUAACCAGUACAUACACAACUACACCACCAGCAGGAUCUCCACUGAGCACUACAGUGCUGCAACCAACUUGGGGUGAUUUUCUUGAUCGAAACAAACAGGAAUUACAGCCUCCAAGAGGUUCCUCACUAACAGCCAAUAUGGUUCACCAGACUUCCUUAAGAAGGACAUCUAUUCCAUCCAGAUCUGUUUCUGUGGAUGAAUCCAGACCUGAGCUACUUUUUAGACUGGCAGUUGGAACUUUCUCAGUGUCUGUACUUCAUAUUGACCCUUUACCCCCACCUGAAAGUUCACUGAACCUUAACCCAUUGACACCAAUGGCUCGGGAUUUCUUUACCCGAAUAGAAAAGAUUGAGCCAGUUAAGUUUUCAACAGAAGAUUUUCUGUCCUUCCGAGAAGUAUUUGCAGAAGCUUGUUCUCAUGAUCACCUUAGGUUUAUAGGUACUGGCAUCAAAGUGUCUUAUGAGCAGAGACAAAGAACUGCCUCUCGAAGUUUUAGUACUGACUUAUCCAUUGGAGAUAUGGAGUUUCUGGAAUGCCUUUUUUCUACUGACACUCAUUCCGUGCAACCUCACUAUACAGAGCUGCUGACAUUUCAUUCUGAAGAAAGAAAAGAUUCUCAUUCUAUGCCAUGCCUUCAGCUGCAUUAUAAGCAUUUAGAUAAUAGAGGACCUCAGGGUAGCCAAGGGAGACUCAGUUCUGUUCCACAGAAAGCAGAGUUACAAAUAAAGUUAAGUCCAGUGUUUUGUGAGCUGGAUAUCAGUAUUGUAGACAGAUUAAAUUCCUUACUUCAACCCCAGAAACUAACCACAGUGGAGAUGAUGGCAUCUCACAUGUAUGCUUCUUACAAUAAGCACAUAAGUCUGCAUAAAGCAUUUACUGAAGUUUUUCUGGAUGAUUCACAUGCUCCUGCAAACUGUAGAGUUUCCGUUCAAGUCACUGCCCCAGCGUUAAAUCUCUCUGUUCGCUUCCCGAUACCUGAUCUACGGUCAGAUCAGGAGAGAGGACCAUGGUUUAAGAAGUCACUUCAGAAAGAGAUUCUUCAUCUUGAAUUUACAGAUAUGGAAUUUAAAACUGAAUUUCUAGGAGGGUCAACUCCAGAACAAGUUAAAUUAGAGCUUACCUUUAAAGAGCUAACUGGUUCAUUUGAAGAAGAUAAUGCAGAAACACCAGUAAAAUUUUUUCAGGUGUCAGGUGGCACAGAUGGAGAUAUAACAUCAUCAUCAGACAAUUUUGACUGGCCUAGGAUUGUAUUGAAAAUAAACCCUCUGGCUGUGCACUCUAUUCUGGAGAGGAUAGCAGCUGAGGAGGAAGAAGGUGAUAAUAAUUUUCAAGAGGAAGAAGAAGGAGGGUCUCAUUCUUUGAAGGAUGUGUGUGAUAUUAGAAGACCAGAGCCUUCUCCAUUUUCUUCUCGUAGGGUCAUGUUUGAAAAUGAAGAGAUGGUGAUGCCAGGAGAUGUAGUUGAAAUGACUGAGUUUCAGGAUAAAACAAUUAGCAAUUCUCAUUAUGUACUGGAACUCAUGUUACCAAACAUUCACUUAACAUUACCAAACAAAAGCUUCUAUGAAAAACUUUACAACAGGAUCAGCAAUGAUUUGUUGUUGUGGGAACCCACAGCUCCAUCUCCUGUAGAAACAUUUGAAAACCUUUCUUACGGUGUUGGACUAUCUGUGGCCAGCCAGCUCAUCAACACUUUCAGUAAAGACAGCUUUAGUCAGUUUAAAUCUGCAGUUCAUUAUGAUGAUGAAAGUGGAUCUGAGGAAGAAACACUACAGUAUUAUUCCACUGUUGACCCGAACUAUCGUUCGCGCAGAAGGAAAAAGCUUGACUCACAGAAUAAGAACUCACAAAGUUUUCUGUCUGUUCUGCUAAAUGUGACACAUGGAUUAGUGUCAGUAUUCACAGAUGUAAAGCAGGAGGAUGGAAAUACACUGGAAGGAAAAUAUGGCGAAUUUUGGUUUGAGUUCAACAGUGGUUCCCUUUUCAGUGUGACUAAAUAUGAAGGCUUUGAGGACAGACACUAUGUUUGUGUCCAUUCUAGCAGCCUCAAUUUAUAUCAUCAAGGUUUGGUAGAUGGAGUCGUCCCUUCCUCUGAAGUACGACUGCCCAGCACAAUCCGUCCCCACUGGUUAGAGCCCACCAUUUGUUUUUCUGAAGAAGAUGGUCUCAGUAGGACUACUUCAGAUGGUGUGGGAGUGGAUAGUCCAAGUAUGCUGACUGUUGCAGUCAAAAUCCAGUCGGAUAAAAUAGAGAGCAAUACAAAGGAAUUUCUGGUUGCUGUUGGACUACGAGGAGCCACCCUUCAACACCGAGUGCUGCCUUCAGGUUUAAGCUGGCAUGAACAGAUUUUAUAUUUUUUGAAUAUUUCUGAUGAGCCUGUUCUGGGAUAUAAUCCUCCAGCUACAAUUACAACUUUUCAUGUACAUCUGUGGAGUUGUGCUCUUGAUUACAGGCCCUUGUUUUUGCCAGUCAGAUCUCUACUUACUGUUGAAACUUUCAGCAUUUCCAGCAGUGUUGCAGUAGAUAAAUCCUCUUCUACUCUCAGGAUCAUUUUAGAUGAAGCUGCUUUGCAUUUGUCUGACAAGUGCAACACUGUCAUGGUGAACCUCCAUAGAGAUUAUGUUCGUGUUAUGGAUAUGGGACUGCUGGAACUAACCAUUACAGCAGUAAAAUCUGAUUCUGAGGGAGAAAGAACUAAACCACGUUUUGAGCUGCACUGUUCCAGUGAUGUAAUCCAUAUUCGUACGUGCUCUGAUUCGUGUGCUGCACUAAUGAAUCUCAUACAAUAUAUUGCAAGUUAUGGUGAUUUACAUCCACCUGCUAAGACAGAGGUUAAACGUGGAGUUAGCAAGCCAAAAAUGAAGGUAGAGACCUUUAGCCAACCAUCUUCCCAUGGAGCAGGCCUUGCAGAAUCAGAGCAGCAGAUUUUACGGGAUUUGAUGAGUGAUGCAAUGGAAGAAAUUGAAACUCAACAGACUGCUUCUGCCAUGAAGCAGGAGUCUAAUGGAAUUUUGGAUGACAAAUCUCAAACUCAGGAACCAUCUUGCUCAGAUCUCUUCCUGUUUCCAGAUGAAAGUGGGAAUGUCUCACAAGAGUCAAGUCCCACUUAUGCUUCAUUUACUCAUCACCUGAUAAGCGAGGCCAUGGGAGAUGUUCCAGCAGAAAGCGACGAUUUCUGCAUUCUUUUUGCUCCUAAAGCUGCUGUUGCUGAAAAAGAGGAAGAGCCAGUUAUAAAAAUAAUGGUUGAUGAUGCAAUUAUCAUAAAGGAAAAUCAUUUCAGUCAACCUAUGAAGAAAACGGAUACAAGCAAAGCUCCCCUUCAUUUUCCUGUUCCUCUGGUACGCUACGUUGUAAAGGAAAUAUCUCUUAUUUGGCAUCUUUAUGGUGGAAGGGAUUUUGGGACUGCACCGCCAACUUCUCCAGCUAAAAGUCUCAUAAGUCCCCAUAGUUCUCCUUCUCAUACACCAACAAGGCAUGGACGGAACACAGCAUGUGGAGGAAGAGGAAGAAACCCAGACUUCCUAAUGGAAAUACAAUUAAGCAAGGUGAAAUUCCAGCAUGAGGUGUAUCCUCCAGGUGGUGCAGAUGGUGAAUCCUGUCUGGUGGAGCAGCCAGUGUCACGACAAGUUUUUAUUGUUCAAGACCUGGAGAUCAGAGAUCGCUUAGCUACAUCUCAAAUGAAUAAAUUCCUCUAUCUCUAUUGCAGUAAAGAGAUGCCCAGAAAAGCACAUUCAAACAUGUUAACAGUUAAGGCAUUGCAUGUCCGUCCAGAGUCUGGCAGAUCCCCCCAGGAAUGCUGUUUACGUGUUUCACUGAUGCCGCUUCGCCUCAAUAUUGACCAGGAUGCCUUGUUUUUCCUGAAGGACUUUUUCACUAGCCUUUCUACAGAAGUAGAACUCUUAGUUACUCCAGAUCCUGAAGUUAAAAAGUCUCCUGGUGCUGAAGUUACGUGUAGUUUGCCCAGGCAUGUCAGCAGCCUUAAGGAACCAACUCCAGUCAUUUCUUUUGCAUCACACAAGCAAGCAAAUGAAAAUGGCAGCAUUGAUUCUGUGGAUGUGGUUAAUGGAGAUGAUGAUCACUUCUCACAAGAACCGACAUCGUACAGUGAUCAGCCGGUAUUUUUCAGAGAAUUUCGUUUUACAUCAGAAGUUCCAAUACGGCUUGAUUACCAUGGCAAGCAUGUAUCAAUGGAUCAGGGAACAUUAGCUGGGAUUCUUAUUGGGCUUGCUCAGUUGAACUGCUCAGAAUUAAAACUGAAGAGGCUUUGUUACAGACACGGUUUAUUAGGUGUGGAUAAAUUGUUCUCCUAUGCCAUCAGUGAAUGGCUUAAUGAUAUAAAGAAAAACCAGCUACCAGGAAUUUUGGGAGGAGUAGGGCCUAUGCAUUCACUUGUGCAGUUAGUGCAAGGUCUGAAAGACCUGGUGUGGCUGCCAAUAGAGCAGUACCGCAAGGAUGGUCGCAUUGUCAGAGGCUUUCAAAGAGGAGCAGCUUCCUUUGGUACUUCCACUGCGAUGGCAGCUCUGGAGCUAACCAACAGAAUGGUUCAGACUAUACAGGCAGCUGCAGAAACUGCUUAUGACAUGGUAUCCCCAGGGCCUACCUUCAUUGAAGCCAAGAAGAUCAAACGGUUCCCUCGCCACCAUCGCCUGGCGCAUCAGCCGGUCGACCUGCGCGAGGGCGUAGCCAAAGCCUACAGCGUGGUCAAAGAGGGAAUUACGGACACAGCCCAAACCAUCUAUGAGACUGCUGCUCGUGAGCAUGAGAACAGAGGAGUCACUGGAGCUGUAGGAGGAGUCCUCCGCCAAAUCCCACCAACUGUGGUGAAACCUUUCAUUGUUGCAACAGAGGCCACCUCAAAUGUGCUGGGUGGAAUGAGAAACCAGAUCAGGCCAGAUGUGCGUCAAGAGGAGUCUCAGAAGUGGCGCCUUGGGGAGGAUUGAGAUUGUAAAUCUGGCUCAGCAGGCAGGUAGCAAGGCUGGAAAUGCAGAAGAAUGUCCUGUUGGCAGCUUUAGAUGGAGCUCACUUUGUUUUGUCAUGCUCAUCUCAGGAACAAAUGAGAUUUUCCAACUGUUACUAGCAAAACAUCCAACCAAAAAUAUUUAUGAAGUGAAAAGGAAAUUGGUACGUGCUUAUACUGUGUGCUACCAAUACAUCUGGUAGAUAGUGCCAAACAUAGUGAAGCAUGUGCUGCCAACUCAGAGACAUGCUUGCUCUGUUCCAUUUACCAUAUUUUUCGUGGUAGAUUUGACAUCUGAAGCGGUAGCCUGUAUGGUGAAACUAAGUGGACUUUAAAAGAGGUUUUCUGAGCAUAGUCAAAGAACUGUCUUCAAUAAAGGGCUCUGCAGAUGCUCUUCACUGACUAAAGGAUAAAAGCUUUCAUUGUGGACAUGAGACAUGGGGCUGUCUAAUGUGGAAGCAGAUAAGAUAAUACUGUUUAGUGGUCAUAAACAUCGCUUUUAGCGUGGCACUUACAGCAAGGACAAGCUUGGUAACCAUCAGAGUUUAGAUUCAGUGUCAAUACACCUGCGAACAGAAUUUGUUCCUAAAUACUAAAUACCUACUUUUGUGGGUUUUUGAAGAACCUGAAUGUUGCAGAAAUGUUCUGUUGUGUUGCACUUUAAAGGAUAUGGCCUGUAUAUUGUGCUUUUUUUAUAGUGUGAAUAAAAUGUAAUGUGCAUUAUCCUUUAUGUGGUUUAGAAGCUUACACAAAUUAUUGAAAAGAGCAUCAUUUGAUGAUGAUCCUACAGAAAAGUGUCUUAAAUUUAUUUAAACUCAUUAUAUGUAAAAACUUUGUCUACUGUUACACUAAUCACAAUGCUAAAAAUACCUACUCUUCAGGAAAACAAUUAUAAUUGUCACCAACAGUUCUUUGUAACAAUGAAAAAUCAUAAGUAAAAACAAAUUAUUUCAUAAUUUCAUAGUUAAAAGGCUAUACAGACUUUAUUUUAGUAAUCUGUGUUUAUUUAAAGUUCGUAUUGUUGCAGAGUUGCUGCUCUCACAGCAAGGUGUCCUUAAUUAGAUUGUUUGUCAUGAGUUAUUUGACGACGUUUGUCAUGAAUAUUUGAAGUCCGUUAAUUGAAACUGGGAAUGGGUGAGAGGUUUUUAAAAAAGGACAGAAAAACUUCGAAAAUCAAAGUUGGUACUGACGUUAUUUACCAUUUAGUAGAUGACAUCUCCACAGAGCUUUAUUAAGCACCUGACAUUGCACCAUUUUGGAGCAGUUAAAAGUCUUGAUGAUAGAUGUGCAAUAAUGAACUUUUUUUGUCUUGCAUUAGCAAAAACUGGAGAAUAAAAAGUAAAGAUUCUUUUGAAUAGAAGAAUACUAAUUUUGAAUUUCAGUAGAUUAAACUUUAAAUUACUAGCCAGUACAUAAGUUUGUCAUAGUCCUGUGCUAGUCAUAAGUGGAAAUCUUGCCCAUAUGCCAUGUGGAAAAUCCCCACUGAAAGGGGGACAUCAGAUACUAUUGAUCAGACUUCAACCUCAAAGGGUGAUGAGGAGGUGUUUUCACUCUCUUUGUUCAAUUAACCUGCCUCUAACAGAAACUUUGCUGCUUUGCUGAUGGGCCUUUUAAGGGACAAGAAGAAGUGUAUGAAGGAAUAUUUUUUUUUUUUUUUUUUUUUUUUUUUUUUUUUUUUUUUUUUUUUUUUUUUUUUUCUUUCCUGCUUGUUCACGUUGAUACUAUACUAGCUAAUCCUGAACACCAAAGAAUCUGGCUGGACAGUAAAUGAUUUGAAAAUGUCCCCUCUCUUGAGAAGACUUUUGCAGUCUGCUUUAUUAUUUUUCAUAAAAAAAGCUCCAGGUAAGAACAAAUUCCUGCAUAGGGUGACAGGUGAUACUAUGAAGUUUUCUUUCAAUUCACUGGAAUCACUAAAGUUGUGGUACACUUUGAAGACCUGGUUAUUCCAGCUAAAAGACUUGCUGCAAGCAGGAUAAGAUGCUUUUGAGAGGAGGAAUACCUCCAGAUUUAAUAACAUAAAAUAUUUUCUGAUGUAAUAAUACUUGCUGUAGUGCAUAAUUCUGUUCAGUAAUUAGAGAGCUCUGCUUUAGUGAGAGCUCAAAGCAUCAGCAUUUUGCACAAGAAUGAGUUCCAUGUUUGCAAUGUGGCACCUCCUGAAUGCCUUCUCAAGAAGUGGUGGUGAACCAAUGCAAGUAAGUAGCAAUGCACCUUUUUCAUUGGCAAUUACUAUACUAGUAAUUAGCUAGUACUAGUAAAUAGUGCAGCCAGUUCAUCCACUUAAUUAGAGUACAUUGAUGUAGCGUAAAUUGACAUAUUUUCUGCCUUUCAGACACUGCUGAAAAGAAAUGGUGGCAUUUCAGUGUUCUUUUUCAGUUCUGUCAAGAUCUGAUAGUGCAAGGCAAUUAUAAUAUAUUUUUAUAUGAGGGCAUGAUGUCAAAACAUUUUUAUAGCGUGUCUCUCAUUGUCAGCAAUACAGAUUGUACAAAUUUAUUAAACUUCACUUUUCACUAUAUAAAUCCUCUCAUUUACUGCUUGCACUUUAUUGAGCCUUUGCAGUGAAAUUGACUCUAAAUUUUCUUCAACAUUUAUUUUGGAAAUGGUUUUUUAAUUUUUGGGUGUAUAUUCUGCGUUGUUGCAGUGUUUGAAAUGUUUCAAAAACUAAAAAGACCACAAAACUUAUCAAACUAGUCUUUACAUUAAAACUAGUUUGCAGAAUGUGUCUUGUAGAGCUCAGCUUGUGUUUUAAAUCAAAAAGUAUCAUGUAUGAGAAGGGAUUCAUCAAAUGCUCUGCUCGAUACUGUAACAGUUUUUCAGCACUUAAAAAAAUACACAAAAUAAGAUUUGACUCUGGACAUAUUUCCUGGAAAUGGAAGCUUAUGGGUAACAUUACUGUAUUUUCCAUUAGCACAAGGAAGUUGGCAAAAAUAUUCUUGUACUUGAAUUUUCCACUGGAAUCAGUUGCUAUAGAUAUGGGUAGUUUUCAUAUCUAUAGAGGUUGUAAACUGGCAUAGACAAUGUUUUAAUUUUUUCCAAAUACUCUAACAUUACUACUGCCAUUCCUGUUACUUAGCCCAGCACCAUCCUAAUAGGCAGAACUGUCAUCCUGGGUUUUCAUAAAUAUCCUUGUGUUUCAGCUAACAAAUCAAUGAGUGCCUCAGAAGUACCUGAAAAAACAACAGCCAUCUUUUGCAAAAUAAAACCAUUCUUGCUAAGAAUCUUAGCAGUGACUGAGAGCAGCAAAUCAUCACAUCGAUGCAAAGGCAGCUUCCAUUUUCUUUCCACUCUCUCUUCUAAAUCCUGCAGGUUUGUAGCACUGCAGUGUACCCUACAUAUACUUGCCUAAUGAUCAGCAUUGUCAGUGACUCACUGGCUAAUCCCCCAUGAGUGCAUCUCCUGUGCUUAAGGGAUGUGUCUGCUUCUAUUUGCUCACUAAGUGGUUGAUUGUGAACAUCCAUUGCUUGCUUUCAUUUACUGUUCCUUAAUUGAGUUGCCAAGAAAGGUUUCUUAAUAAACCAAAAAGCUAUUCAAUGGUUAUGAACAAGACACUCUUACCAAACAUGAAACGUGCACCUGCAAAUGUGAUACUGAUUUUCCUCUAAAUACUGAAAUGUAUACAUUUAGUAAAACAGUGAAAUCCAAGAAUUUGUUUAGAGUAGAUGAAUACUUCUAAAUCUGUUAAGUACCCUAAAUGCACCUGCAAGAUAAGUCAGAAAAUGUGUGGGUAUGUAUGUCAGUUUGGAUCCCAGUGUGCACACUUCUUCAGUAUCUGGGCCUCAUGAUUUAAGCUUCUGACAACUGUUUUAAGUUGCUCUACAUGCUGAAUCUUGUUUACAAUUAAAUAUUAGAUACCUACAAGUCAAAUACAUAAAUACAAAUCAUGCAUUUGUACUGGAUUUCUUAACUAUAAGGUAGCUCAGAAACAUGGCAAUUUGUGUAUAUGUGUAUAUUUUUUACAUUUUUGCACUUACAGUAGUUUUGUGGUAAUGUUUGUAUAUAGUUUGCUAGUGUAAAGAAUAUAAUCUCAUGAAAUAGAAACCACUGUUGAAGGGAAUUGACUAUUUCAAGUUGAGUUAUUUUGCUUAAAGUUCUUGUCCCCUCAGUAUGUCCUUGAGAAUUAUUUUUAACCAUAAUUUGUAUGGCACCAAAAGUAUAUAUUUUAGCGUAUUAAGAUGCUGAAAGGCCUGAGUGCAAAUAGGUUGUCUGUUAAAUACAUUUAAUGGAAAAAUCCCCUCCCAGAUUUGUAACAAUGCAAAAAUAAAUAUCUUAAUUUGUUCCUUGA
Molecule: messenger RNA, 10908 nt
Organism: Prinia subflava (tawny-flanked prinia)
Lineage: Eukaryota; Metazoa; Chordata; Aves; Passeriformes; Cisticolidae
Gene: ATG2B
Product: autophagy related 2B
Exons: 42
Coding region: 370-6612 (2080 amino acids)
Biological process (GO): reticulophagy; autophagosome assembly; autophagy of mitochondrion
Cellular component (GO): phagophore assembly site
Molecular function (GO): phosphatidylinositol-3-phosphate binding
Source: RefSeq, a predicted model, not a curated record